This is a messenger RNA of Callithrix jacchus (white-tufted-ear marmoset), 3376 nucleotides long. RefSeq names its product purinergic receptor P2Y14 (gene P2RY14). NCBI's taxonomy places the organism in Eukaryota, Metazoa, Chordata, Mammalia, Primates, Cebidae. Gene Ontology annotation, molecular function: G protein-coupled purinergic nucleotide receptor activity. Gene Ontology annotation, cellular component: membrane. The record is from RefSeq and is a predicted model, not a curated record. Gene Ontology annotation, biological process: G protein-coupled receptor signaling pathway.
UGAAUUCUGUCACAUACUAUGACAUGGAUGAACCUGAAAGGCAUUAUGCUAGGUGAAUCAAGCCAGUCACAAAAGGACAAAUACUGUAUGAUCUCAUUUCUAUGAGAUAGCUAGAAUAGUCAACUUCGUAGAGAAGAAUGGUAGUUACCAGGGACUAGAGGCAAGGGAAAAUGGGGAAUUAUUAUUUAAUGAGUAUAGAAUUUCAGUUUUGCAAAAUGAAAAGAGUUCUAGAGAUGGAUGGUGAUGAUGGCUGCACAAUAAUGUGAAUGUAAUUAACAUCACUGAACACUUGAAAAUAGUUAAGUUCGUCAAUGUUACGUGUAUUUUACCACAAUCCCCAAAAGGCUACCUCAACGACAAAAAAUAAUCUUUCAAAAUGUCCACUUGGAUUGAGCAAUUUGCAGUGAGGAGAUCUUUGGCAGUUCUGGAGAAGUGCUGAGGACAGAAGGCAGAGUGGAUGGACUAGAUUACAAAGUGAAUGGGAAAGUAGAGACAGCAAAUGAAGACCAUUUCCAACAAGUUUGGAUGAGAAGAUAAAGGUAUCACUUGGAUGACUGCUAAUAAAGAGGACUCACACUUAAGGGAGAGCUUUGAGGGUUUUCAUAUUAUUUGACAAUGAUAAUAGGCAUGAUUGAUCAUGGGCAUGCCUCUCUAGGACAGCGAGAAAGAAACUGGUUAAAUGGGUAACAUCGAUGCUAUAGGCCCUAAACUGGAUGAACUGAAGUCGAUGGAGUAUAGGAGACCCAGGCCUUUCCUCCUUCAAGAUGUAUUAUGAUUGUAUUAAUCCAGAGCAUAAUUUCAGAGAGCCCCAGAAACGAUUUGUUAAAGAAGGAAAUAUCUUGACAUUGGAGUCAACCCAGGACAGAAACAGAAUGCUAUGAAACCAGAUUCAAGUCAAGGGGGUAAUGUGAAGAAAGAUUAGAGACCCCAAAGCCCCAAUUCAAGGCUGGAAAUGUGUCAGGACAACAGAUGAAGUAGAGGAGGCACUGUCAUGCAUCAAGUCCAUCCCUAGAACAGGAUAAGUCUAAAGGAGCAAAUCCCCCAAGUCCCAGAGGAGAGAAUAUAGUCCUUUCAAUAUCUCUUCCCAUUAGACAGUUAUCUUGCCCUGCACCAAUCAAGACCCUCAGGUUAACACCUAAACAGCUUUCCUGCCUCCUUCCUUCACUGAAAGAAGAAAAGGUGCAAAUGUUUUACUCUCAAAUAUUUUUUGGUUUUGAACAACUUUCAAAACGUUACUUUGAAGCCAUGUGAAUUACAACUUAAAAAUACUUCCCAAUAAAUACAGAAGCUAUUAUUACAACAGCUUCACUGGAAAAGGUCAUAAACAAGCAUGGGAAAGAUUUAGCCUCCUGCUGGUUGGAGUUCUCACUUGCUGGGUCUCUUUCCACAGCCAGUUUCAUACAAUUUACUAUUUAGUCAGGCCUUGGUUAUCUAUAACCCUAAGCAAAUCCAAAUCAGAUCCAAGUUACACAAGCACAUAUUAGAACUGGGCUCCAAAGAACCCUGGACAUCUGUAGUACCUGACAUUCAAGCAUUUGGCAAGAUGUCAAUAUUUCAGAGAGCACUUUAAAUGUUUUGAUUUGAGAGCUAAUGCAGUGCUUCCCACUGGUCAACACGAGCAGUCCAGGCAGAAAGCAAAAUCUAUUUCCUUCAACAUCAAAUGCUACACUCAGUUGCUGAUCCUAUCUUGCCUACAGAGAACCUAGGAGACUGGAAAACUUGGUUCAGCAGUUACAUGUGCAAAUUUGUUACUUGGGUAUAUUGUGUGACACUAUCCUUUUUGGGCUUCUAUUGAACCUAUCACCCAAAUAGUGAACACAGAACCCAAGAGAUCUUCAAAGAAAAAUCACUUUGGCCACUUCUGGGAAAGCACUCACUGGGCAAAAUUACUUCAUUGAAAAGAGACUUCAUAUUAUGCAAAAAAAUUUAAAAAGCAGGUAUCUUGGAGGCCAUAAGUGCCCUGUGAGUGACCAGUUCACUUAUCUUUUCAGGCCUCUGCCUUCAGAAGUUACAAGAUGAUCAAUUCGACCUCCACACAACCUCCAAAUGAAUCCUGCUCUCAGAACAUCCUGAUCACUCAGCAGAUCAUUCCUGUGCUGUACUGUGUGGUCUUCAUUGCAGGAAUCCUACUCAAUGGAGUGUCAGGAUGGAUAUUCUUUUACGUGCCCAGCUCUAAGAGUUUCAUUGUCUAUCUCAAGAACAUCGUUAUUGCUGACUUUGUGAUGAGCCUGACUUUUCCUUUCAAGAUCCUUGGCGACUCGGGCCUUGGCCCCUGGCAGCUGAACGUGUUUGUGUGCAGGGUCUCUGCCGUGCUCUUCUACGUCAACAUGUAUGUCAGCAUUGUGUUCUUUGGGCUCAUCAGCUUUGACAGAUAUUAUAAAAUUGUAAAGCCUCUUUGGACUCCUUUCAUUCAGUCAGUGAGUUACAGCAAACUCCUGUCAGUGAUAGUAUGGAUGCUCAUGCUCCUCCUUGCUGUUCCAAAUAUUAUUCUGACCAAUCAGAGUGUUAGGGAGGUUACACGUAUAAAAUGUAUAGAACUGAAAAAUGAACUGGGACGGAAGUGGCACAAAGCAUCAAACUACAUCUUCGUGGGGAUUUUCUGGAUUGUGUUUCUUUUGUUAAUCGUUUUCUAUACUGCUAUCACGAGGAAAAUCUUUAAGUCCCACCUUAAGUCAAGACGGAAUUCCACUUCGGUCAAAAAGAAAUCCAGCCGCAACAUAUUCAGCAUCGUGUUCGUGUUUUUUGUCUGUUUUGUACCUUACCACAUUGCCAGAAUCCCCUACACAAAGAGUCAGACUGAAGAUCAUUACAGCUGCCAGUCAAAAGAAAUCUUGCUGUAUAUGAAAGAAUUCACUCUGCUACUCUCUGCUGCAAAUGUAUGCCUGGACCCUAUUAUUUAUUUCUUUCUAUGCCAGCCAUUUAGGGAAAUCUUAUGUAAGAAAUUGCACAUCCCAUUAAAAUCUAACAAUGAACAAGACACUUCCAAAACCAAAAGAGGAAAUACAAUGCUUGAAAGCACAGAGACUUUGUGAGUUCCUAACCUCCUCCAAAUAAAGACCAUGUGUGCAUGUUGUCAUCAAUUAUGUAACAGAAAUGAAGAAAUAUGUGCCUCAUCAUAAGUAACAUCUCUAUCAUUACUAUCCAAUGUAUUUCAAUAAAAUUCAUGUAAGUUUCCAUGCUUUUUUGUAACAUUAAAGAAAACAUAUCCAUCAGUAGUUUCUCUCCUAAUACUGACCUUUCUAUUCUGUUAAUUUAAAAAAAUACAUACAAUUAUUCAAUUCUAUUCUAUUAAAAUAGGUUUACAUUUAUAACCACUAGUGUGGUCAGUUAAUGUAAAAAUUUAAAUAGUAAAUAAAUAGGAUGUAAUCAAAGACAA